Leptosia nina is the source of this 528-nucleotide messenger RNA. NCBI's taxonomy places the organism in Eukaryota, Metazoa, Arthropoda, Insecta, Lepidoptera, Pieridae. The record is from the annotation of a GenBank genome assembly.
AUGGCCAAGUCGCUCUUCGUGGUUUUCCUAUGUAUGUCGUCAGCGAUCGAGUGUCAUAAUCGUCAGAAAGGUAUUAAAAAGGAACUACAAGUAUGGCAAGCGACGAGUGGCGGUUCAGUCUUGCGAGAGGAAGUCAAUAGACCUGGUGUGAAUAAGGCGGAUAACGACGUUACAAGUUCUGAACGCUCCGAAACUCACCACACAAGACUAGUAAAGACUGUAUUAACGAAUUGUUCAAAUCUUAAUACAGUCCAAAAUAUCAACAUGCCUACGUCGCCCAUUGACACAAAAAAUUGUUCUGAAAGUGUAAACAACAUUACGAAUUGCUCCGAAAAUGAAGUGACAGCAAAAAAGGAUGGUAACUCUACGUCGCCAGAAAAGGAGCACAAAAGUAACUCCCUCGUACCACCUGUGCCUGUGAGUGGUCAAAACGUUUCAUUCGUGGACAGAAGUUCCUUUGAAGGCGACGAAUGCCCCACAGGCUAUACAAAGAUUAAUAAUAAAUGCGUGAAGAUUCACAAGGAUUAA